Messenger RNA from Electrophorus electricus (electric eel), 8235 nucleotides. It is a transcript of the gene patj, whose product is annotated as PATJ crumbs cell polarity complex component. Gene Ontology annotation, molecular function: protein binding. NCBI's taxonomy places the organism in Eukaryota, Metazoa, Chordata, Actinopteri, Gymnotiformes, Gymnotidae. The record is from RefSeq and is a predicted model, not a curated record.
GUAACCGAAGAUUUGUGUCCUGUGAGGGUUUAGCCGGUGGUUUUUGUUUUUAAAGAGCGUUAGUUUGACCGCCCCGUCAAUGAAAUGGAGUUGUGUUAUCAGAUAGAGUUUGAAUCUACGGGUUCCGUAGAACUUUUAAUUAGUUUGUUUUGAUAUAACUAGCUAACCGACGAGCUAGUAAAGUUUCGCUAGCCAGCUAGCUAAUCCGCUUCAGCACAGCCAGCCAGCUCAGUUAAGUCAACCUGCUAAUACCUACCGAAACACCCGCUAGAAGUCUUGACGUAAGGGACAGACAGCAGGCUUCAAGGGAAGAGCAAUGUAUGAAAAUGUACCGACAGUGACUGCAGUCGAGCGCCAGCAGGUACUCCAGGCCUUGGAGAGGCUGCAGUCGAAGCUUGUGCAGCGUGAGGAAUGGACUCAUAGUGAUAGGCUGGGAGCACUGAAGGAGGCCCUGCAGAGCCCUCUGCUCGGCCGCAUACUGACCUUGCAGCACUCCGUCAAACAGCUCAAAGACCAGCUGAACUCUAUGCCACCUGAUGCGUCCAGCGAGUUCAGUUUCUCCAGGAAGGGCCAGCUGAUUGUGAGCGCUAGUCGUCCAGGGAGCAGUCUGAGUUCCGUAGCGUCCAAUGGCACCACAGUGUCCACUGUGUCGUCAGAGCAGCUACAACGGUGGCUCCAGGCAGCAGCUAAGGGGAGAAAGAUGGAGCAUGUGAACCUUUCCAGGCCUGUGUCUGGAGGCUUGGGCUUCAGUGUGGUGGGUCUGAGGCCUGAUGGAGUGGGCGCUCAUGGAGUCUUCAUCAAACAGGUGCAGCCCGGGAGCAUUGCAGCAAGAGAUGGCAGGUUGCAGGAGAAUGACCAGAUUCUGGCCAUCAAUGGGAUUGCUCUGGACCAGAGUGUAACCCAGCAACAGGCCCUUGCUCUGCUGCAACAACAGAAGGAUCGAGUGGAGCUAGUGGUGGUCAGAGACACUGCAGCCAAACUAGGCCUUCUCCCAUCUGGAUCUGUUCAUACGGAUAAGUGGGGACAUGUGGAGGAGAUUGAGCUGAUGAAUGAUGGCUCAGGCCUGGGUUUUGGGAUCGUGGGUGGCAAGACCACUGGAGUCAUUGUGCGUACUAUUGUACCAAACACCGUUGCUGAUAAGGAUGGGCGGCUCAGGACUGGUGACCACAUCCUGCGGAUUGGAGAGACACUUACGCGGGGGCUGUCCAGCGAGCAGGUGGUGCAGGUACUGCAGGCCUGUGGUAGUUGUGUGCGCAUGCUGAUUGCACGGGACCCCCUGGGUGAAGUGCAGCCUCCUGCGCCCCCCCCGCCCGCGCCAGCCACAGCACCCAUCACGUCCCUGCCUCCUCCACCUGCACGCAGAACCAGCAGAACGCUCAACCUGGAGGGCUACGAGAUUCAUGAAGUGUCUUUAAAGAAGAAGGAAGGCCAGAGUCUUGGCAUUUCUAUCAUUGGUUGUAACAAAUCAAACAGUGAGGACUCUGUGGGUGCUCAUGUGAAGAGUGUGGUCCCAGGCAGCGCUGCCGAGCAGAGCGGGAAUAUCAUGGUCCAUGACAGAAUAAUAGCGCUGAAUGGGGUAAGCCUUCAGGGCUUCACCAGCCAGGAGGUCUUGGAUGUGAUGAGACAGACAGGCCACAUUGUCCACCUCACUCUGGUGCGCAAGAUUACCACCUUCAAGAAAUCCACAAUGGAGAAAUCUCUGGAUAAAGUCCAGAGAGAAUCAUCCCGUGUGUCUCUGAGGAGGUCUGCAGAGAUCAAGGUGCGGGCAGAUGUUCAGACACCCUCUGUGAUGGAGCCAGUAGAGUCAGCUCUGACUGCGAUCAAACACAGUGGAAGAGUGCGAGAGCCGACCCCACUGACCGAAAUGGAGCUGCACAGCAAAUGGGAACAGGCUCUCGGGCCCCGCUAUGACGUUAUGGUUGUUGAACUAGACCCUGUCAUUGAGGAUGACGCAGAGCUGCAGAAAUACUCUAAGUUGCUCCCAAUUCACACCAUGCGUUUGGGAGUGGAGCUGGACUCAUUUGACGGGCACCACUACAUCUCCACGGUCGCCCCUGAGGGCCCUGUGGCUAAGCAUGGUUUACUGCGUCCAGAGGAUGAACUACUCGAGGUGAAUGGAGUGCAGUUGUAUGGGAAGAGCAGGCGGGAGGCAGUGGCCUUCUUGCGGGAGGUUCCACCUCCUUUCACUCUGGUGUGCUGUAGACACCUCACUGAGGAAGGUACAGAGUACCAGCCUGAUGCUGAAGAGUGGUGCUCCAGCAGCCCGACUGCCAGCCUACAGGAGCAGACACCAGUGAUCCAGCAAGAGGUUGCUGAGCAGAGGAAGGUUUCAGAACAGAGCCGUCCAGUGAGAGAGGAAGAGAGAAGGGAAAGUGGAGAUGAAGAGGACGAAGAUGGAGAGCUGGCUCUCUGGGCUCCAGAAGUGCAGGUUCUGGAGCUUGAGAAAGGAGACAGAGGCCUUGGCUUCAGUAUUCUAGAUUACCAGGACCCUCUGGACACUACACGUUCUGUGAUAGUUAUCCGCUCGCUGGUGGCAAAGGGGGUCGCGGAGAGCCACGGGGGCCUGCUACCUGGAGACCAGCUGGUCUUCGUCAACGACACCCACCUGGACACCUGCACUCUGGCCCAGGCCGUGGAGGUGCUCAAGGCAGCCCUGCCAGGCAAGGUCUAUCUGGGCAUCAGGAAACCUCUUGGGGCAGAGGAGAGGAGCAGUGUGGAGCAAAUCUCUCAGGAACAUCAGGAGGAGUUGGAGUCGCCUUCCACCCAUGCUCAGCUGCCUGUGCCCAAGGGCUUUGGGAAUGGCUCGAUACUUCUGGAAGACCUGGACGAUGAGCCCGAGCUGAUUCUGGACGAGAUGCCCCGCUAUGCUUCCCCUCUGAUCACCACUGAUCGCCUGCCAGGCCUGGAGAGGGAGAUGGCUGUGGAUGAAGAGAAGGAAGAAGAAAGGAAGGGACUGAGCUUGGACAGAGACAGUACAGUGUCCUACUCCAAGGAGUCACCUUCCAGGGAAGACCCAGCUGUAUCAAAGCCCCACCAAGCCCUUAGCUUGCAUGUCCUCCAACAGCAGGAAAAGGAUGAGGAUGCUCUGGUCCAAGAUGAAGAGGACUUUCUUGCAGAACUAGUGCUCAGCACCAAACCCCCUGAGCACCCGUUCAGCGAGGCGGCGAGGUCCUGGGUGGAGGUGGCAGAGAGUGACUCGGACUCCAGGAACGGAGGGUCUGAACUUACUCUGACGGACACAGACACAGAGUCUUCACAGCUGCCGUCCUCUGCCCGGAGAAAGAGGAGGAGUCAGGGUUUCCCUGUGACCAGAGAGGCACACGGUAAUCUGCCAGAGAGAGAGGAAGGAGAGGGAGAGGAAACGCCCAUCUUUAGUCACUGGGGUCCCCCACGCAGAGUGGAGGUGUGGCCAGAGCCAGGAGAGUCUCUGGGUAUCAGUAUUGUGGGAGGGAGGACGGUUAUAAAGCGUCUGAAGAACGGAGAGGAGCUGAAGGGCAUCUUCAUUAAACAAGUGCUGCCAGAAGGUCCGGCAGGACGUACACGCGAACUCAAAACCGGAGAUAAGAUCUUACAGGUGUCAGAAGUGGAUCUGCAGAAUGCCAGCCAUGAGGAGGCAGUGCAGGCCAUUAAAGCGGCUCCCAGUCCUGUGGUGUUCAUCGUGCAGAGUCUCUCCUCCACUCCUCGGCCUGUUUCAGUUACUGCAUCCAGUAUAAGGCAGCACAAAGCCAAAAGGAAAGGCAUGCCGAAAGCGGGACCGCGAGGUGCCCCUCCUCCUAUGCGUCUCCCUCCACCGUACAGGCCUCCAAGCUUGGUGCAGGACGAUGACCCUGAGCACACUACAGAAGGGAUCAGGCAAAAGUAUGGUGAGCUGGUGGGUGAUCUUCUGCUGGUGGAGCUGGAGAAGGAUGGCCAGGGUCUGGGUCUUAGCCUGGCUGGGAACAGGGACCGCUCCUGCAUCAACAUCUUUGUGGUGGGCAUCGCCCCCGGAGGACCAGCUGGCCGCGAUGGACGCAUCCGAAUCGGGGACGAGUUAUUGGAGAUCAACAACCAGGUGCUUUAUGGGAGGAGUCACCAAAAUGCCUCCGCCAUAAUAAAGAGCGCGGCAGCCAAAGUGAAGCUGGUGCUGCUCAGGAAUGAAGAUGCUAUCAGUCAAAUGGCAGUGGCCCCUUUACCCCCCCAGCCGUCGUUCUUCUCGCCCAGUGAGAGUCUUCCAGCACCUCCAGUACUCACAGAGGAGUGCCAGCUGCAAGAGAGAGCUGGGCUGGGACAGUGUCCUCCAGAGAUGCCCCUACCCCAGGAGCAGACAAGUGAGGUGACUGCAGUGAGCUCUGGGGUCCAGGAGAGCACGGAGAAGGAUCUGCAAGAGGGAGAGAGCGCCUCCAAGAAGCUGAAGUCAGAGGGAGGAGGAGGAGGACGAGAGACUGAGAGGGAGGAACUGUCCAUGCCAGAAGUGGAGAAGACUGCAGGUCUGAGGAUCUCCUGCAAGCCUCCUGGGGACUCAGUAGAUGCAGUAGUGCCCUUGCUUACAGUGUCUCCUGCCUGCACCAGCCCUGACCCUGGAUACACUAACAGAGACCCUGCUACGUGCCCCAUAGUGCCGGGGCAGGAGACGCUCAUCGAGAUCUCGAAGGGGCGCUCGGGAUUGGGCCUCAGCAUAGUUGGGGGCAAAGACACACAGCUGGAUGCUAUUGUGAUCCAUGAGGUGUAUGAGGAGGGAGCAGCUGCACGGGAUGGACGGCUGUGGGCAGGUGAUCAAAUCCUGGAGGUGAAUGGUGUGGACCUGCGCAGUGUUACUCACGAGGACGCCAUCGCAGCCCUGAGACAGACUCCUGCCAAAGUACGUCUGACGGUGUUGCGCGACGAAGCACAGUACCGCGAUGAGGAGAACCUGGACGUGUUCACUGUGGAACUACAGAGGAAGAGCGGCCGCGGCCUGGGCCUCAGCAUUGUGGGCAAAAGGAAUGGAACGGGCGUCUUCAUCUCAGAAGUGGUUAAGGGAGGUGCGGCUGAUGUGGAUGGAAGGCUGAUGCAGGGCGACCAGAUCCUGUCUGUGAACGGAGACGACAUGAGACAGGCGUCCCAGGAGACUGUUGCUGCCGUGCUCAAGUGUGCCAGAGGAAUGGUGCACUUGGAGUUGGGCCGGCUGAAAGCUGCCUCCUGGAUCUCCUCUAGACGCACCUCCCAGGGAAGCCAGAGUCAUGGAAGUCACAUGACCAAUAAUAACACUGCAGCACCCACCGCCCCUCCGCCCAGCACAGCCAGGAGACCUGCACAGCUAGAGACCAACAGCAAGAACUCUGGACCCGAAGCAGGUGUGCGUACGGUGGAGAUCACCCGGGGCCCCACUGACGCGCUGGGUAUCAGUAUAGCAGGGGGGCGGGGCAGCCCCCUGGGGGACAUCCCCAUCUUCAUUGCUAUGAUCCAGGCAAACGGAGUGGCUGCCAGGACCCACCGCCUCAAGGUAGGGGAUCGUAUUGUAAGCAUCAACUCCCACUCACUGGAAGGUUUAACCCAUGGGGAGGUGGUCAGUAUGUUGAAGAACGCCUAUGGCAGCAUUGUUCUGCAGGUGAUAGCAGACACUAACAUCAAUGCCAUAGCCAGUCAGGUAGAGAGCAUGUCUUCAAGCUCCACCCUCAGCACCAAUCCAGAGACGCAGACAACGGAGACGGAGACUCCCAAGCCAAAGAGCAUCACUCUGGAGAAGGGCUCUGAAGGCCUGGGCUUCAGUAUAGUUGGAGGUUUUGGAAGCCCCCACGGGGACCUCCCCAUCUAUGUCAAAACAGUCUUUAGCAAGGGUGCAGCAGCCGUGGACGGGCGUCUGAAACGUGGAGAUCAGAUCCUGUCUGUGAACGGGGAGAGUCUGGAGAGCGUGACACAUGAGCAGGCCGUAGCCAUCCUGAAGAAGCAGAGAGGGCUGGUUACGCUGGCCGUGCUCUCCUAACGUGCUCCAUACACGUACAUUCUCGGGGACUGCUUAGCAAGCAGGCACAAGAAACCGCACAUGGUGAUCACCCCCCACUGGUCGACAGGACAGAGCCCUGAACCCCGCUGCAGCGUCCACCCGCUAGCUGGUUUGGAACCCCCAUCUUCAUCCCCCACUGCAGUCAAAUAUCAAAUCAGCUACUGCAGAUGUGUUCAUGGAGACUCGCAGGUGGGCCCAGUGAAGGGAAGGAGACAGAGCAGAUAGAGAGACUGAGAGUCAGACGGCUGAGACACUGGUGAGACACUGCCGAGACGCUGCUUUCCUUAGCUGCUUUUUGAAACCUGACCCCUUUAAUGUGUGUGUGUGUGUGUGAGAGAGAUACAGUGUGCGCACUGGGUCCAUCAUAAAGCAGGAAGGGAUAUGAUUUAUGACCUUGGCUGUUUGUGUCCAAGGGUCCGUUUAAUAGUGUUUGUGUGAUGUGGUAUAUGAGUUGGAACAGAGGAGCUCCUGGUCCUGCAGCUGCUGAAGGAGACUGACAUCUUACAGACCUCUGCUAGUGUGAGAGGGAGGAGCUGAUUUAGAAGCUCCUAAUGCAGCUCUAGCGUAAAGGAGUCCACACAAAUAUACACACCACACACACACACACACACACACACACACACACACACACACACGCACGCACAAAUAUUAAUACCUUUAUUUUGGGCCUUUGAUCCCUAAACGUACACAAGCACACACGUUUGCACAUAUUCACUAGUGAACUAACAAUAGACUUUGUCACAUUGCUUACCUAGCCAUAGUCAGUAAUUACUGGUUCAUUUUCACAUUCACUUUAUGGCUUAGAAAACAAGGAUCGAUUGCAAUAAUGGAUAUAAUGUUGAAAUAUUCACUGUAAAUCAUAAAUGUUCUCAUUGGCCAGAUUUAGAUUGUGCUGCGAAUUGCAUUAGUUUUUUGUAAAGCUGCUGUAUUUAUGUCCUAUUAAUUUUUUUUGUAUGGUUCACCACUCUUAAACACUGUAAUCUAGUGUAGUAAUGCAGAGGAAUCUAAAGUGCAGCAGUCCUCUUUCAUAACUGAGUAAUCAUGUCUGUCAUUGCUGUCAAAUUCAAAAACUUGUAUGCAUUUAUGUGGACAAAAAUGUUUAAAAAACAUUUUUUAAACUAAAACGGUCUUUAAUUUCUAAUUUGCACAAAUUGUCAGUGUAAAUAUGUAAUUUAUUUCCUUAAUUUGAUUUAAUUUGGUAGGACUUUAAUUAAAUUCCCUCUAUAUGUUUUCACGAAGAUGCUUCCUUUAUCCUAGUUUUACACUGUGUUCCACAAUGUGAGGAAAUCCUGUGUCAGCUGGACUCCCUGUCUUUGAAAGGACGUUUGCCCAAUUCUUGUGGGACACUCUUAUAACCUCAAGGUCAAAGAAAUGCAAGAGGACACUUUCAGCAAUAUGUGCGUACUAAAGUAACCAGCUGAUGCGGUAGAGCCGUGACUACCAAAUCUAGCCCUUGAGGACAACCAAAAAGCACCUCACGUUUAAGUACCCCAACCUCACCUCUCCAGUCCCUCUGGGCUCAAGUCUUGUAGGGCUGUACGUUUGAGCUGCUGAGUUGGACCAGAUAUAUUAGAGCAGAAAAUUUUACAUUAUAAUGGGUUUUCCAAAAGCACCGUAUAACGAAGCUCACUGUAAUCGUAAGGGCAAGUGCCCCUCGGCCUGCUGUCUCUAGGUGAUCUGAACCUGUCUUAUGAUGCUCUGGCUCUCUGGGACUGGACCCAUCAUUUCAGCUUCCCUGUGCAGACUGUGUGACUCCUCCAUGUUGAGAUCCCUGCUGUCUGAUGUUCUGAUCUUUUCUUUUUUGCUGCUGUUGCUCUUUCUCUAAUUCUCAUGCUUGCUAUCCCUUCCUUCUGUGUUUCUCUUCCACCCUUAUUCACUCUCUGCUCCAGCUGUUUCUCUUCCACCCUUAUUCACUCUCUGCUCCAGCUGUUUCUCUUCCACCCUUAUUCACUCUCUGCUCCAGCUGUUUCUCUUCCACCCUUAUUCACUCUCUGCUCCAGCUGUUUCUCUUCCACCCUUAUUCACUCUCUGCUCCAGCUGUUUCACUUCCAGGAGAAACAGAAUGUGAUGGUUAUUUUUUAAAAUUGUGGCAAGUUGGGUUGCACAUGCACAAAAAUACUGAGGGGGUUCUUACAAAGAUGCAGGCCAACCUAAUAUGUGCUCAAACCACAAGUCUACUCUGGCAUUGGUCAAUCUCUGUGAAAAUGAUCAGUUCCAAAAUACACCAUGCCAAAAUCCGUAUAUUAGAUAAAUAAAAUUGAUAUCUAUGUUUA